CUCCCCCGCCCCGAACCUGGGUGGGCUCCGGAGGAGGAGGGCGGUGCGGCUUGGGAUGAGCGCUGGGAACCAGGCAGCUUCCUUAGCAUAAUCUAUGUACACCCUCAGCGGACCCCGGAAUGAGCUCUGGGACUCAAGGAUGUGCCAUGCGCCCCCGCAGUGGGACCCUGGGGUGCACCCUGUACAAGAUUCCAGAAUGAGCCUCGUACCCCCGGGAUUGGGAUCCCUGUGUUCCGGGAUGCGUCCUGAGGAUGUGCCUGUAUCUCCAGGAUAUACCUCUGGGAUGAGCCCCGUUCCCCGGGCCGCACUCUGUGCCCCGAGAGUGAACUCUGGGAUGUGCUCAGUGCCUGUGAGAUGUCCCCACGUGAAGAACGCAGGGUUCCUCAGGAUGUCCCAGGCACCCUGCUGAACACCCUGUGCAUCACUGUGCUCCCACCCCGCCCCUGAGCUCCACGCCCCGGGCUGUGCUGUGCAACCCUGAGUGAGAUUCCCAGUGCUGUGACCCCUCAACUGCUCUCUGCCCUCGCAGCUGGUGUGACCAAGGCCUUUCCCCACUGGAGGAGGGUGCAUGUAGAUGCCACACACCAGCGUGACGGCCACCCCUCAAUGUCACCACUUUGGCCACCGAAGGUCAGGGUUGCACAGGGCAGGGGGGUUAAUCAUUGCCCAGAGCAGCUGGGCCAAGGCGGGUAUGAAAGUCUGUGCCCUUCCCAGGACUGUUUUCCUUUUAUCAGCUGUAUCCCCCAAGCCCUGAACCACAAAGUGAACACCUAUCAGGGCAGGGCAUGGCGAUGGCCUGAGAGAUCGGUGGGCUCUGGAGCACUGACUGAGGCAGCUGAGUUGAUAGCAGGAUAGUCGCCUCACUUCUGCUACACUUUGAGCCUUCUUGAGUGGAUUUCUUGGUGAUGACAAUGUGUGAUGGAGGAUGUGGGCUGGAGUUGAGCUCCUGCUGUGGCACAAGCUCUUGUUUUGCCCUUGAGCCCAUCAUCAUUGCCCAGCAAGUACACAAAUCCCACCAGCCAGGGUGAAGGAGGCUGGAAUUCCCUGACAGGGCAAAGAACACUGUUGCUUCACCUUCACUUCAGCUAAAGGAACUGCCAAAAGGCAGGUUGGCAUGGCCAGUGUAGGAUGGUCACCUGGAGGCGUCCCCAUGGUGGCACCAUCUGGAAGCAAGGGCAUAGCUGUUUCCCUGCUCUGGGAAGGCUGCCCCAAUGCCACGGGCUGGAGUGUGAUAGGCACAGCCACAUCAGCUGAUGGAGACUCACUAUAAAUCACCUGCCAGCCCACAGGCAAGGGCACAAGUGAGCCCACCAUGGCCAAAGUGCUGCUCUCCUGCCUGCUGCUGGCUCUGCUGCUCCUGGCCCCAGCCCUGCCUGCCCCACAUGAGCGAGGGCUCAUCUUCAACUUGGACAUCGGGGAGUUGUGCCUGCAGAGUGCCCAGUGCAAGAGCAGCUGCUGCCACCGGAGUAAUGGCCUGAGCCUGGCCCGCUGCGCACCGAGAGCGGCUGAGACCCAGGAGUGCUCCCCAAAGAGCCUCUAUGGGGUCUAUUACAAAUGUCCCUGCGAAAGUGGCUUGAGCUGCGAUGCUGAUAAGACCAUCAUUGGCUCCAUCACCAACAGCGACUUCGGCAUCUGCAAGGACCCCCAGGAAGGGUUGCAAUGAAGGAAGAGACGCCCUCAGUGACCCUGAGCUGCCCCUGUACCCUGCUUUUCCCUCUCCCCAGGAAUGCCUGGACUUGCAUGUGCUGCUCUGGUUGCUGUGGCAGGGUUCGAGUAAAGAGCAUAUUCUGCUGAGCUGCA
Messenger RNA from Pogoniulus pusillus (Red-fronted tinkerbird), 1800 nucleotides. It is a transcript of the gene CLPS, whose product is annotated as colipase. The transcript has 3 exons. The record is from RefSeq and is a predicted model, not a curated record. Lineage: Eukaryota; Metazoa; Chordata; Aves; Piciformes; Lybiidae. Gene Ontology annotation, cellular component: extracellular region. Gene Ontology annotation, biological process: positive regulation of catalytic activity; digestion; lipid catabolic process. Gene Ontology annotation, molecular function: lipase binding; enzyme activator activity. Bases 1313 to 1663 code for a protein of 116 amino acids.